Delphinapterus leucas (beluga whale) is the source of this 2717-nucleotide messenger RNA. RefSeq names its product malic enzyme 2 (gene ME2). Lineage: Eukaryota; Metazoa; Chordata; Mammalia; Artiodactyla; Monodontidae. Gene Ontology annotation, biological process: pyruvate metabolic process; malate metabolic process. The record is from RefSeq and is a predicted model, not a curated record. Gene Ontology annotation, molecular function: malate dehydrogenase (decarboxylating) (NADP+) activity; NAD binding. Gene Ontology annotation, cellular component: mitochondrion.
GCCCGUCAGUCUCCCCCCAUGGGGCCGCGCCGGCUGUACUCCCUGUUCCCUCUUCCCAGUACGCGGAUUUACUGGCUGCCUCGGCUAUUAUCCAUCCGACCAAGCCAUUCCGAUCCUGACCUGGAGCCGGCUCCGGAAAGCCUCGAGAAGGGGAGGGCCGAACUCGGCCGGAGCUGAGCAUCGUCCGGGUGGGCUGCGGGGCCGCGGCCUUUCCGCCGGCAGCACCACCUGUCGCCUGGCUAGACGUCGGGUGAGAGAAACGAUGUUGUCCAGGUUUAAAAUAGUUGCCACUUCUUGUACUCUGGCAUGUCGUCAUUUGCACAUAAAAGAGAAAGGCAAGCCACUUAUGUUGAACCCAAGAACAAACAAGGGGAUGGCAUUUACAUUACAGGAACGACAAAUGCUUGGUCUUCAAGGACUUCUACCUCCCAAAAUAGAGACACAAGAUAUUCAAGCCUUACGAUUCCACAGAAAUGUGAAAAAGUUGAAUGGCCCUUUGGAAAAAUACAUCUAUAUAAUGGGAAUACAAGAAAGAAAUGAGAAGUUGUUUUACAGAAUACUCCAAGAUGAUAUCGAAAGUCUAAUGCCAAUUGUAUAUACACCAACAGUUGGUCUUGCCUGCUCCCAGUAUGGACACAUCUUUAGAAGACCUAGGGGAUUAUUUAUUUCAAUCUCAGACAGAGGUCAUGUUAGAUCAAUUGUGGAUAACUGGCCAGAAAAUCAUGUUAAGGCUGUUGUGGUGACUGAUGGAGAGAGAAUUCUGGGUCUUGGAGAUCUGGGUGUCUAUGGAAUGGGAAUCCCAGUAGGAAAACUUUGUUUGUAUACAGCUUGUGCUGGAAUACGGCCUGAUAGAUGCCUGCCUGUGUGUAUUGAUGUAGGAACUGAUAAUCCAGCACUCUUAAAAGAUCCAUUUUACAUGGGUUUAUAUCAGAAAAGAGAUCGAUCACAACGUUACGAUGAUCUGAUUGAUGAGUUUAUGAAGGCCAUUACUGACAGAUAUGGACAGAACACACUUAUUCAGUUUGAAGACUUUGGAAAUCAUAAUGCAUUCAGGUUCUUGAGAAAAUAUCGAGAAAAAUACUGUACCUUCAAUGAUGAUAUUCAAGGGACGGCUGCAGUUGCUCUAGCUGGUCUGCUUGCAGCCCAAAAAGUCAUUGGUAAACCGAUCUCAGAACACAGAAUCUUAUUUCUUGGAGCAGGAGAGGCUGCUCUUGGAAUUGCAAAUCUUAUAGUUAUGGCUAUGGUGGAAAAUGGCCUCUCAGAAGAAGAGGCGCAAAAGAAAAUUUGGAUGGUUGACAAAUUCGGUUUAUUAUUUAAGGGGCGGAAAGCUACAAUAGACAGUCAUCAGGAACCAUUUGCUCACUUAGCCCCAGAGAGUGUACCUGAUACUUUUGAAGAUGCAGUAAAUAUACUUAAGCCUUCAGCUAUAAUUGGAGUUGCAGGAGCUGGCCGACUUUUCACUCCUGGUGUAAUCAAAGCCAUGGCUGAUAUCAAUGAGAGGCCUAUAAUAUUUGCAUUAAGUAAUCCUACAGCACAAGCUGAGUGCACAGCUGAAGAAGCAUAUACACUUACAGAGGGAAGGUGUUUGUUUGCCAGUGGCAGUCCAUUUGAGCCAGUGAAACUCAGUGAUGGGCAAGUCUUUAUACCAGGUCAAGGAAACAAUGUAUAUAUUUUUCCAGGUGUGGCUUUAGCUGUUAUUCUCUGUAACACCCGGCAUAUUAGUGACCAUGUUUUCCUAGAGGCUGCAAAGGCUCUGACAAAUCAAUUGAUGGAUAAAGAGCUAGCUCAGGGGAGACUUUACCCGCCACUUGCUAAUAUUCAGGAAGUUUCUAUUAACAUUGCUAUUAAAGUUACAGAAUAUCUAUAUGCUAAUAAAAUGGCUUUCCGAUACCCGGAACCUGAGGACAAGACCAGAUACAUUCGAGAAAGAAUAUGGCGAAGUGAAUACGAUUCCCUGCUGCCGGAUGUGUACGAUUGGCCAGAGCCUGCGUCACGCCCUCCACCAACAACGGAAUAGAAGCACACCACUGAUAAACACUUUCCAGGCUUCAGGGACUCCUUUCUUCAGACAAAAAGAGAGGGCGUUCUCAAAUUUAUGGGGUUUUCUGUGUUUUAUUCUCCCCUACCACUUUGCUUAUUUUUUCCCAUGAAUCUCCACUUCUUUCUGUACAGGAUGGACCUGUUGACUACAUUGUUAAUGCCCACCUGCUCCCUGAAAUCAGAUGACCAUAACGCUUUCAUUCUGAUUUGUAGCUCAUACCACAUCAGAGAUAUUAAAAAGGUACUUGCGAAUGUCUUCACUUGUGCUCCUGUUCACUCUUGCCGAAGUAUUUGCUAUUUACUGUUAUAGCUAAUCAUCUUCUCUCACCCAGUUCUUUUAGGGCUACUAAAAUAGAAAUUUACUUCUGUGGAUGUGAGUACAGAAUUUUGGGAAGAAGCCAAAUUUAACCAAAUUCUAAGGACAAAUUGUCAGUAUCUAAAAAUGUCCUUUUAUUUCCGCUUCAUUUUACCUUCAUGCUCUGAAAUUCCUUUUCAGUAGAUAGAUCAGGAAAAAUGUACUCUAUUAUGUAUUUUCUGGGACUAAACUGAGGCUUAACUAUAACGUGGGAGAAAUGUGAAGUACUGCCGCCUUUAUACAAAUAAACUAGUCAUUGUUUUCAACAGUGUAUAAAAAUCUCAGUGUAACUUUUUAAAAUAAAUAUCUUAAAUUGCUUCAA